Molecule: messenger RNA, 3191 nt
Organism: Epinephelus fuscoguttatus (brown-marbled grouper)
Lineage: Eukaryota; Metazoa; Chordata; Actinopteri; Perciformes; Serranidae
Gene: samtor
Product: base methyltransferase of 25S rRNA 2 homolog
Biological process (GO): negative regulation of TORC1 signaling
Source: RefSeq, a predicted model, not a curated record
UGUCAGUUCCGAACCAUGUCUGUCAAAGUCAACCAAUCGGGUUGCGUCUUGUUGGCCGGUGCACCGGUUCGCCGGUCGGUUUGCAGCUGGGAGAGGGGAAGCAACUGGCGAGGGCAGCAUCGGCGGAGCGGUGCUAUGGACCUCAGGGACAAUGUCGAGACCGGGGAGACGGAAAACCACACAGAGCUGUUCUCCGUGCCGAUCCCGGAGGAAGCGCCGUGUAAGAGGGAGCAGGAGAAGCUGUCAGGGGUCGUCAAAAACGUCCACAGAAAACUGCGCAGGAAAUACAGAGAGGUGGGCGACUUUGACAAGAUCUGGCGCGAGCACUGUGAAGAUGAGCAGACGCUGAGUGAGUACGCCCUCGCCAUGAAGAAUCUCGCUGACAACCACUGGACCAAAAACUGCGAAGGAGAGGGACGCAUCGAUUGGUGUCGCAGUGUCUGUCAAGAAUACUUUUUGGAUGGCGGGAUGAAAAGAAUGUUAGAGAAGGAUGAGAAAAGUGCCAUGCUCACCAUGGGUCUGACUGCAGCGUCUGUAAGUGCCCAACCGAAUAGCACCAUCCCCAGUUCAAUCUCUCAGCUGGGGAAAAUGCGCCUUCUUGACGUGGGAAGCUGCUUCAACCCUUUCUUGAAGUUUGACGAGUUCCUCACAGUUGGUAUUGACAUAGUGCCUGCAGUUGAGAGCGUCUACAAGUGUGACUUCCUCAACCUUCAGCUCCAGCAGCCUCUCCAGCUGGCGAGCGAUGCGGUUGAGGCGUUCCUCCGCCAGCUCCACAACCCCAUCGACUCGCUGCCUGCCCAGCUUUUCCACGUGGUGGUCUUCUCCCUGCUCCUGUCCUACUUCCCCUCACCAUACCAGCGCUGGAUCUGCUGUAAGAAGGCCCACGAGCUGCUGGAGCUUCACGGCCUGCUGCUCAUCAUCACGCCCGACUCCUCCCACCAAAACCGCCACGCCCUUAUGAUGCGCAGCUGGCGCGUUGCGGUGGAGUCACUGGGCUUCAAGCGCUACAAAUACGUCAAGUAUUCCCACAUGCAUCUCAUCGCCUUCCGCAAGGUGUGUCUGGCCACCACCAGCGACCUGGUGUCACGCAACUACCCAGAGAUGCUCUACAUCCCUCAGGACUUCCACUCCAACGAGGAGGAAGAGUGUGCCGACGUGCCCGUGCAGGUGCGCUCCGAGUUUGAGGAUGACCAGAUGGCAUGGGGCUUCUCGGAGCUGCCUGACACGCCCUAUGAUUCAGAUUCUGGGGAGAGCCAGGGCAGCUCGGUGCCUGGUUUCCACGAGCUAGAAGACCCCAUCCUGCUUCAGAGCUAGGUUAGCUCUCCUCCUCCUCCUCCUCCUCUCCUUUCCUCCACUGUCACCUCCCCUUCAACUGCUGCGCUGCCAAAUUUAACCUGCUGCAUUCUUCUCCCACGUCUCCUCCCUCUCCUGAAAACAAUGCAGUUUGCACAGUGUGAAAGACAGAAGUUUACAGAUUAUUUUCUCAUAUCCACACUCCUCUGAGAGUACACACACAGACACACACACAUAUCCACAUAAACACACACACUAAGAUGGAUAUAUUUUGAUAAAUAUCUAGGUUUUUUAAGAGUUGGAAAGUGAAUGCCCUGACGAUAUCUUAACUCCCCGCUCCUUGAUUUCCAUAUCAUCUUCCAAUCAGCUUUCAAUAACAAAAACAGCUUGUCUGUACUCUGUCUCUAUAUGAAUAAGCUAGUGUGGCAGGCUGCUUAGUAUAAAAGACAAACAACCUGAGCAGUCUGACAGGAGUUUGAUUGCACUGGAGAGACUGAGAUGGAGUGACUGGACUGGUACGCUUGCUUCUGUCACAGUCAUGCAGCUAGACUUUCUGAAAAUCCUUGAUGUGCAUUUAGUUUUCCAAGACAAAAAAAAAAAAAGAAGUUCAUCGUUUUGAAAUAUAUAUUCUCAACAGUCAAAACAUUGGUGUUGUCCAGUGUAAAGUGUGGCAGUGCCAUUUUAACUUGGCAUCAUCUGAAUGAUUUGUGUAUCUUUUACAAGAAAGUGGUAUUUGUAGCAUUUUAAACAUUUUCAGAACCAUACGGUAGGAGUAUUACUAGGUUUACUAAUGUGAAACUGUAACUGUGUUUACUCAUUGUGUAACAAGGUACGAGUGUUUCAAAGUAGGUAUUAGACUUUUUUUCCUCCUCUCGUUGUCCUCACAAAUAUUAAGACUGAAUUAUCUCCAGUACAUUUUGUGCUCUCUAGCAGAGAAAUAGUACAACACAGCAAGUCAGUGACCCAUAUCAAAUGGACUUUAAAGCACCAGUAUCCUUUGACACAAUUUUGUAACUUUGUGAAACUAAGUACUCUGCCUCCAGAAAAGAUCCAGAUCUGAGCUUCUCACAGAAAAUUCACCUUGACACAAGAGAUUUGCACUAAUUUACUGUUUUGUCAUACAGAACCUCUGAAACAGGUGAGAAACUGUAGAUUUUAGCAAUAGCAAACCAGAGCAGAUCUGAAGAUGCUGUAUUCGACGGGGGGAGGUUUUAGCUAAAGACACUACCAGAUGAAAUGUUAGUGUGUGUUCUGCCUGUCCCUGAAUGGGCUCAUUGUGUGGGUGUGGUUGGGUUUGAUUGUGUGAAUGAAGGAAUGAGUUUACGUUGAUGUGUUAUUGUCAGUGGCACUUUAUCAUUGAUCCCAAAGGGUGUCACAAGAUGUAAUUAUUUUCCUAUGAUGACAGUUUUACAACCAAUAUGACGGGCCCAUAAGAUAAUACCAAUAAGUCUAAGGUGCCUUCUUUGUUCACAUUUACUGUAUGUUGCAAGCAGACUUUCAUGCCCCUGGAGAAAAUGAAAUUCAUACCUUUCAACUAAAAAGAUAUGAAGCUUCUGAGGCCAAACAGUACGUACAAACUGUCCAGUUCUCCUUUGACAUAUUAAUGGAUAACAAGAGACAUUUCCAGUGUUGAUGUAAUGCAGUGUGUUGUUGCCAUACCCAUAUCAUUUUCCAGUUAAUGCACAUCUCUAUGCUGAUAUCUUCUCUGUUUUAACAGGAAAACAACAUUUCACAGUACCGCACAUAUUCAGACUUUAAGGUUUUGUGAUUAAUUGGUGCAUUUGUCUUCCAAUGUUUCUUUUUGGUCCAUUUGCAUGAGUUGUUUCAUCUUCAUUUUCAACAUUUUCAACAAUGCAGAACAAUGUGUGCUUAUAGUAUGGUUGUAUUUCUCUUUUAUA